This is a messenger RNA of Clunio marinus, 2309 nucleotides long. The record is from the annotation of a GenBank genome assembly. Lineage: Eukaryota; Metazoa; Arthropoda; Insecta; Diptera; Chironomidae.
ACAGAGUGAUUCAAAAGUUUGCCCAAGCUUUAUUCUCAAUUUUUUUGAAAACUAUUUUUAAGGAAAAUCAACUGAAAAGAACCCAAUUUAAGCUAUAAAGAAAUUUUAAAUUGUAAAGAAUAGUUAAAACAUCUUUAAGAUGUCGGUAGCUUCUUCGUAUCCAAGCCAAAACCCAAAUCAAAAUCGUGGUCCUCCGCCGAACCAACCACAACAACACCAACAAAGGCCUGGACCAUUGCCUCCAAGUCCAGCACAGAUUCAGAAAAUCCUCGACGAAAAUUGUGGCCUAAUUCAGACAAUUCAAGAUUACCAGAAUAUGGGAAAAGCAGUUGAAUGUAUGUCGUAUCACCAAGCUUUACAUCGCAAUCUCGUAUAUUUGGCUCAAUUAGCUGAUUCUUCACAAAACAUGGCUCAACUUUUGCCGCCUCCUCAUGUCUUGCAACAAGGUGGACCUAUGCCUCAAAUGUCUGAACCUCAGCAAAGCUAUAACAAUGCUGUGGCAAUAAAUUCGCAGAUUCCACAACAAGCUCCAGUUCCUCUUCAGAAUUCUCAACAACAGCCCGUUACUUCAGGACCAGUUCCACCGGGUCAAAUACAACCUUCACAUAUUUCUCAACCGUCAGGUCAGCCAUACCGAGCACAAACCCCGAAUACUCCUUCAUCACAAGCUACACCAACUUCACAAGCAACUACAAACUCAGCGCAAGUAAAUCGUUCAUCACCAGGGAAUGUCGCUCCAGGAUCAGUUCAAAAUGUUGUUUCUCAACAACCAGGACCUCCCCCACCACAGCAACAACAGAACACUCCACCACCUUCACAGCCAUCUUAUCAACAGCGCGCUUAUCCUCAUUAUCCUGGUUAUCCUCCCCAAAAUCAGCCUUAUCAGCCAGGUUAUCCGCCAAUGUAUGGACCACCGCCUCCAAAUCAAAACUAUCAAGCACCACCAGGACCUUAUCAUCAUCCUGGAGCUCCACAAAAUCCUCAACCGUAUCAACAUCCACCGGGUCCACAAUAUGCUCAGUAUCCAGGACAACAAACACCUCCUUCAGGACAAUAUCCGGUUCCUGCCAACGGACCGCCCCCUCCAAUGGGAUAUUCACCUUAUCCAGCUCCAGGUUAUCCACAAGGACAAAUACCGCCAAAUCCAAAUCAACCUUAUAUUCCUCCAGGCCAACCGUAUCAACCAUACCCUUAUGGACAACCACCAGUUGUACAGCAGGUCCCACAAGCAAUGGCGCCUGGAUCUAUCCCACCAGGACAACCACAGGCUCCUCCACAGCAACCUCCAGUUUCAACAACCUCUGGACAAGUUCCAUCGACGAGUAGUGGUCCAACAUACAAUAAUAAUCAAAGUCCGCAAUCUCAAGCAACGUCUCCAAAUCCACAAAUUCCAACACCUCCAAUUUCAACUUCCGCACCGUCUCCUUAUGCUCAACAGCCGCCACCACCUGUUUCAGGCACUCCAACUCCACCAACAUCACAGCCAAAUCCCAACUAUCAGCCACCGGGAUCGGGCCAAGCACCAGGAAGUUUUCCACCACCACCAGUUCCAUAUUCUGGACCUGGAGGUCCAGUGUAUCCACAAUCUCCCGGUCAACCUUAUCAACCCAACAGUUAUCCACAUCAUUAUCAACACCAACAACAAGGAUAUGCACCGAUGGGAGGUCAACCACCUUAUGCAGCACCAAAUCCAAAUUAUCAAUAUCAACGUCCACCUCCAGGACAGCAAAACUAUGCUUAUGGUGCUUAUGGACCACCACAAUAAACGCCAAACGAAUGGGCGGUCAACCCAAAGAUCUUGGACGUUAUUAUCGAAAUAUUUGUCGAUCAUCCAUUUAACGACUUACGAUCAUGUGCGAAAAUUUUUACUCCAUUAAAUCCAAUUGUUUCAACAUUUUAUUCUCUUUUCUUUUAUAUUUUAAAUCAUAAAAAAUAUUUAGAAUUGAUAUAGAUUCAUAUGUAGAAACAAUGACAACUUAAAGUAUUUUUAUAAAUGAUUUUUUAUUUUUUUAUUCGUAUAAUUUUUAGAUUAGAUAAUUUUCUUCUUAUUUUUUAUUAUUAAAACAACGAGCGUCAUGUUAUGUUGAUUGAAAUUUGUAAUUUUGUCUUAUAAAAAUUAAAGAAAAAGAAAAUAAAGAAAAUUGUUCUCGGCUUUUGAAAGCAAAAAAAUUGUUUUUAACAUUAAGAACGUUUUCAAAGCUUCAUUGCAGGUAAAGUUGUCUGAUCGGAUUGUCUUAUCUUUUUUUUUGUGAAAAGCUUAAAAUAUAUUUUUAUAAUUUAUUUGAUAAGAAAGAAGGUGAUGCAUACAC